Molecule: messenger RNA, 4728 nt
Organism: Betta splendens (Siamese fighting fish)
Lineage: Eukaryota; Metazoa; Chordata; Actinopteri; Anabantiformes; Osphronemidae
Product: inward rectifier potassium channel 16-like
Exons: 3
Coding region: 3469-4599 (376 amino acids)
Biological process (GO): regulation of monoatomic ion transmembrane transport; potassium ion import across plasma membrane
Cellular component (GO): plasma membrane
Molecular function (GO): inward rectifier potassium channel activity
Source: RefSeq, a predicted model, not a curated record
GUUUAUUUCACUUUCAAAAUGAACUUACAAUUGUCUCAAUGAAUGAGAUUUCCUCACCUGUAUCUUCAUACUUGUUUCUAUUUUUCCUUAAGAAGAAGAAGACACUGCCAUCGUUAGCCACCCGUGUCAUCACCAGGGACUCCAGCAUGCUCACCACCAACAGGACCAGACACACACAGAAGUGGCCCCCUGCAGUGCAGACCAUUAAACAGCUGACACCCUUUUAUUAAGUCACAAUUUUGUUCCGUGUUAAACAAAAGGUCACUCACUGAUGACGGGGCUGCACUGGCUGUCUCCAGGCAGCUGGUCGUUGAGGAUGCUGAGGAACAUGGUGAAGCUGAGCACCAGAGUGACCUUGAAGCCGUUGCGCUCGCCGCCUUCCAGCGGCAGAGCGAAGCUGAUCAUGUCAGCCAGGAUGAUCAGAAUACUGGGCAGCAUUAACGUGAUGAAGGGGUUGGAGGGCUUCAUUUUCAGCAUCACCUGGGGAACAUAGUAGGUAGAACUUAUUAUUUAUUAUUCAUUAAGUUUUCAUUUAUUUAAUAUUAUUAUCUAAUAAUACAUUGCUUUAGGUGAAUGAUUUCCUAUGCUAAUUAUAAAAAAAAGGCCUGUUCAGAAACUUACCAUGAUGUAGUUGCGAUCUUCUGAAACUUGUAGCAAGCUUGCUGUCUCUGUUUCCCAAUCUCCAUGUGAACCAUCACUAAUGUCCAGUUUACCAAUUGUCAACUGUGUACCGCACCCUGCAUGAAAUAACAUCGUGUCAGCCAUAAGCAAUGAUUUUAGUAUGAUUUAGCAUCUCAUCAUUGAAGAAGACUAAUCAGAAUGUGAUACAAGCAAUGCAAACUGAAUUUAAUGUUUGUUUGUGAGUGAUCGGCAGAGCUCACCGUCAACGCUCCACGUCUGGAUCGCAACAGGGCACGAAUCAGCGGCGAACGGGUAGUUGAACAUGUUGACUUCACAGUUCACGUCCGCAUUAAUGACCACCGUGUGUAUCAUGGUGCCGUUGCUGUAGAGCAGCAGGUCAGACGACGUGUCCUCGAAGGUGGUGUCUAGUCUGCGCGGGCAACGAACAGCACGGAACAGGUUUGAACCUGGAGCAUUGAAACUGUGCUGCGACGUGGAGGCUUCUAUACGCACGCGUUUGUUAUGUGGAGCUUUGGCGUCCAGACACUAUCCACGGGCAGCACCACCAUGGUGUAAUUAUAAACAGACGUGUUCCAUCUCAGAUCCAGGUCUGUCCAUAUCUGUGGUGUGAUUUAACAUUACAUAUCAACAUUGGAUGAAACCUUUAACCAUCAAAAGUGUCUUUUAGCUUACGAGUGUGGCCUGCAGGCGGGUAUUCAGGCGGAGACUCUUAGUGUCCUGCAAAAAAACAAACCACACAAUUAAUCUAGGUAAUUAAACAACUACUGUAUGUUAUGAGACACAAGAUGAAGGCGUUGUGCAUGGCAGGACUUACAACGGACACGGUCUGAUACUCCAAAUAGGGCACGUACACAGGCUGGGUGCAGUUCUCAUUCUGCGGCUGAGACGUGAGGUUGUAGUUUAUCAGCUUUUCAGCCAGACACCGGCGACUUCUGCAGCUGUCAUCACAGCUUCCACCUAUAAUUGGAGAUGAAUAAACAGCUGAUCAGUCAGUUACAUAUAUAUUAAUCAUGGUUCUGGUGGACUCACCUCCUGCUAACACGUUGAGUAUGAAGACAGCCGUGCCCGGGCCGAGGGCAGGGAAUCUCAAUAGUUCCAGAAGCAUCGCUGCAGCAAGUCAGGCCGUCAGACUUCACGUGUGACUGCACGUUGACUGACAGCAGCAUCCAUCUCUUUCUGCCCCUCUUUAUGCUUCAACCUGACAGGCCACUUAAAUAGACCCUGGGCUGGGAUGCGCAUAAAGAGGCAACGCGUGAGACAUUCUAUGCAUGUAAUAAAACGCUGAGUGUACCUGUUUGUUUAGCGGCUGUAGCUGGCUGUGCUGCUCUGCAUCACAAUGGGACAGCGACUCUCGUGUGACUGGGCGUCAUAUCAAUAAUGUUUACCUGGGAGAGUAAACCCAGUCACGAACGCAGCACAAUGGUCUCUUCAAAGAAUGGUCAAUACAAGCGCUGUUUUAACAGCUGGAUAGUGAAUUUAACAUUUUGUUUGGUUUGUUGUUUUUGUCAACUCCAUGAAUAGUUUCACUCACACGGUCGUUAUAUAAUAUGAAUUAAAAAUUGGGUGUAAGAAAAUCUCCAUCUUUUUGAAUAAGGUGGAGGUGGUUGUUGUGUAUAAUAUGUAAUUAGCCCUUUAUUAAGCAAACCACAAAGGAUAACAGACAUAUUGUUAAUGUAGGAAUGACACUUGUUUUUGAUGACACGUCAUAUUUUUGUGCACAAAUCCAUUCAGUGUUUGAAGAGUUUAAGUCUUGACCGUAAGGAAAUGUGUGUUAUCUUGACUGUUUCCCUUCCUGUCAUCCAUGAUUGACCCACUGAGUGUUUCCACUCAGGUCCCACCUGGGUUCAAAGUUGAUUUGAGUUUGUACCAGCAAAGGUCAAGGCCGCUGUGACCUUAUGUCCGUCCUAUUUGGAAUGUCUCAGGGACGGCUGGAGGAAAAUUCCACUCACUACCUACUACCACAUAUGAUAGUUGGAUUUCCUCUGGAUUUGGCACAUUAGGCAAUUUCAGCAGUAACGCUGGACUGGAAUCUUCCCAAAGUCGUACUUGUCACACUUGUCUGUGUGACUUAUCUGUGCAUUGACCUCAGUUCAAGGCACCACAGUGGCAGAAACCUUUAACUCUUCACCUCUUAAACUAAAGAGGCAGAAUGUCCUUACUGACUCAACCUCAGGCAUUCACUGACAAUUGGCUGGUUGCCCAUUUGUUACGUGACCAUUUUAAUGUCUUAUCAUGAAAAUCACACGUCUAGUUUAUUGUUCAUGUGAUAGAACAACCAAUAAUAAUUUCUCUGCCGGUGUUACUUAUACGGCUGCUUAUUGCUGCCUGUAAAUGACUAAAUGAUGACCUUAUAAAAGGUUACAUUUAUUUCUCCCAGGAAUGUCUCUUAUCUUUGUCUUCACGUGUCUUGUUGAAUAACAAACAUGGUAAAUUGUUCUUCUAAAUCAUUUGCAUACAUCUCUGUAAUACUUUUAAUUGCUUUUAUGAUUGCAAUGAAGUGUUUUGAAAGUUAAUGUGCUCUUCCGGGAAGCUGACACAAAGAAAAUCUUUGUGCUGCUAUUUAAGUUAUUUAUUAAUCAAACAUUUUCCAUCCUGCAGUUCAUGAUCUUAUGAAAGGCGGCAAUGAACGGGGCAACGUCAAGAAGGUGAGAAAAAAAUGGACUUGUUUGGGAUCAGACCAGCCCCCAAAGGUCUGCACCUGCUUCCACCAGCAGCUGAAGAACCCACAAGGCACUUCAUCUGGAGCGACGCAUUAUCUUAUGCCUCGCACAACUGAUGUUCACCAACACCUGCCUCUGACUUCUACUCUGACGUUUCCUGGUCAAAAUGAGCACAGAGCUGGGUGCUGCUGACAGAAACUGGCCCACGAUCCACACGCGGGCUCGGCCCAGUGGGGAUGAAGGCAGGCGGCUGCGCUACAUGCAGGAGGACGGCCGCUUUCCCGUGGUUUUCCAGAAGGCGCCCGGAGACUGGGUCCCGUACCUGAUGGACAUCUUCACCACGCUGGUGGAGAUCCGCUGGAGGGUGAUGCUGCUCAUCUUCUCCCUGUCCUACGUUCUCACGUGGCUCUUCUUCGGCCUGUGGUACUGGCUCAUCGCGUAUGUGAACGGCGACGCCGACAAACUGGACGAGAGCCGCUGCGUGGCCAACGUCCGCGGCUUCACCGGGGCCUUCAUGUUCUCCGUGGAGACCCAGUCCACCAUAGGCUACGGGUACAGGACCACCACCGAGAACUGCAUGGGGGCCAUCAUUCUGGUGACGGCUCAAGACCUGUUCAGCUGCGCCUUAGACACCGUCGUCAUUGGCGUCGUUGCUGCUAAAAUGGCGUCGGCUCGAAAGCGGGCUCAGACGGUCGGCUUCAGCAAGUGCGCGGUGGUCAACCUGCGCGACGGGGUCCUGUGCCUGUCGUGGCGCCUCGGGGACUUCAGAGGCAACCACGUCUUAGAGGGCGUCGCCAGCGCCCAGGUGGUCCGCUACGUGAAGCAGCCGCGUGGCUCCAUCGUGGUGUCGUAUCAGGACCUGAAAAUCCACAACCAGGACCUCGUCCUGGCCACGCCGGUCGCCGUGAUCCACAAGCUGGCGCCCGGCAGCCCCCUCUACGGCAUGACCCCCGACAGGCCGCUGGGCGCCGACGUGGAGCUGGUGGUGUCCUUCACCUACAGCGGCGACUCCACGGGGACGCUGCACCAGACGCGCGCCUCCUACACGGCGGCGGACGUCCGCUGGGGUCAGCGCUUUCGCGACAUGGUGAGACUGGGCGAGGGGCACUACGAGGCGGACUACGCGCUGUUCAACGAGACCACGUGGGUCCCGGUGCCUCUGCUCAGCGCCGAGGAGCGCGACAGGUGGAGACGUCCGGCGGGCGGCGCGGUCGCUCCAUCUGUGCGGAGGAAGGGCCGAUCCCAUCAGGUGGACAUUGACAUCACCCCAGAGGCGAUGCAGCACACGUAUCUGUAGCUCAAACCAUUAAAUACGCAUCAAUUAUUGGUGUAAACUGUAAAUAUAUUUAUAUGUGACACUGUAGUGUAAUGCUAUGAAUUAAUCUAUCACAGAUAUGAUUGAAUUAAAAACUAUAAUAAAACUUUA